AUGGCUCGGAACUGGUUUACUGUCGCUUCCCGUGGCCUGUCGCUCUUGAGCAAUGGAGCGUUACUUGCCUAUGGCUUCGACAACACCAGACAAGACAACCUCGCGGUCUACUGGGGACAGGAUUCUUACGGGGCGACUAGCAGUAACACUGCGUACUACCAACAGGCGAUCAACUACUAUUGCCAGGACGAUGUGAUCGACGCGAUCCCCAUAGCGUUCCUUAAUGUCUUCUUUGGCGAGGGUGGUUAUCCGUCAAUUGAUUUGGCCAACACCUGUAGCACCGCUGACGAUCCAGUGUUCAAUGGGACGCAGAUGCCGGAUUGUAGUUUCCUCGCUUCGGACAUUGAGGCUUGUCAAUCAGCAGGCAAGAUCGUGACGAUCAGUCUUGGCGGCGCAACCGGUGCAAUAGGCUUCAGCAACGAGAGUCAGGCAGAAGAAUUCGCACAAACUAUCUGGAAUGUCUUCUUGGGAGGGUCUAGCGACGUUCGACCUUUCGGAGCCGCGGUUUUGGAUGGGAUUGACUUGGACAUUGAAGGUGGUUCCACGUCGUAUUUCACCAACUUCGUAUCCACCCUUCGCGGUUACAUGAACGGGGGAAGCAAGCAAUACUACAUCACGGCUGCCCCACAGUGCCCCUUCCCCGACGCAUAUGUGGGAAGUAUCAUCGACGCCGAGCCAUUUGAUGCUAUCUACGUCCAAUUUUACAACAACUACUGCGAGUUGACCGAGUAUAACGAUACCAACGAUUGGGAUUUCUCUACUUGGGAUAACUGGGCGAAGACCACGUCGCCGAAUCCGAGUGUGAAGGUCUACAUUGGAGCUCCUGCAGCGUCUGCUGCAGCUGGUAGUGGUUACGUAGACGCCGCCACCCUCGGAGAAAUCGCGAUCCAGACGCGUGAACAGUACUCCUCCUUCGGUGGUGUCAUGUUGUGGGAUGCUUCCCAGGCUUAUGGGAACGAUCGGUACGACGCUCAGGUAAAGAGCUCGAUCACAGAAAGUGGUGGUGCGACCACCACCCCGACCUCAACGCCCACGACAUCUCCGACUUCAGCACCGACAACGUCGCCGACUACUACGCCAGCGCCGACUACGUCACCCACUACCACCACACCACCAGCCAGCACCACCACAGCUUCUGGCGGAACAGUCGAUUGUACAGGCGUGAAUACGUGGGUCUCCAAUGUCGCCUAUGUGGGUGGCGACCAAGUUGUCUACGGUGGCGAUUUAUGGACUGCGAAGUGGUGGAGCUACGCCGACAUUCCUGGAGGCGCUGCUGGUGAUUGGACGAAUGAUGGCGUGUGCGCUGCCACCAACUUACAGGCAGGCGAAUACGUCAAGGUGCAGUACCAGAGCAAGGAGGCGCCUUUGACCGCCCAGGCCAAGGCCACUGUCGCCCGCUUCAGUGUCCCCACACCCGUUCAGGUGUGGUCGAGGUUCUUCAGAUUCUAG
This is a messenger RNA of Sparassis crispa, 1449 nucleotides long. RefSeq names its product Chitinase 1. The transcript has 14 exons. The record is from RefSeq and is a predicted model, not a curated record. Gene Ontology annotation, molecular function: carbohydrate binding; chitinase activity. Gene Ontology annotation, biological process: carbohydrate metabolic process. Gene Ontology annotation, cellular component: extracellular region. NCBI's taxonomy places the organism in Eukaryota, Fungi, Basidiomycota, Agaricomycetes, Polyporales, Sparassidaceae. Bases 1 to 1449 code for a protein of 482 amino acids.